Molecule: messenger RNA, 950 nt
Organism: Cricetulus griseus (Chinese hamster)
Lineage: Eukaryota; Metazoa; Chordata; Mammalia; Rodentia; Cricetidae
Source: RefSeq, a predicted model, not a curated record
AUGGCUGACAAGUCCAAGUUUAUUGAGUACAUUCAUGAUGCUUUAGAAAAAUCAAAAGAAACAGCGCUUUCCCAUUUAUUUUUCACCUACCAAGGAAUUCCUUACCCAGUUACCAUGUGCACCUCAGAAACUUUCCAAGCUUUGGAUGCCUUUGAAGCCAGAAGUGACGACAUCGUGAUCGCCUCCUAUCCAAAGUGUGGUUCAAACUGGAUUCUCCACAUUGUCAGUGAGUUAAUAUUUGCCGUUUCUAAAAAGAAAUACACGUGCCCAGAAUUUCCAGUUCUUGAAUGUGGUGACACUGAAAAGUAUCAGAGAAUGAAACUGUUUCCAUCACCAAGGAUUUUGACAACUCACCUCCACUAUGACAAACUACCUCAGUCUGUCUUCAAGAACAAAGCCAAGAUAUUGGUGAUAUUUCGGAACCCUAAGGAUACAGCAGCGUCUUUUUUUCACUUUCAUAACGAUGUCCCUGACAUUCCAAGCUAUGCCUCUUGGGAUGAAUUCUUCAGACAAUUCAUACAGGGACAAGUUUCUUGGGGAAGCUAUUUUGAUUUUGCAAUUAAUUGGAACAAACAUAUUGAUGAUGAAAAUGUGAAGUUCAUGUUAUAUGAAGAUCUGAAAGAGAAUCUACUUGCUGGAAUAAAACAGAUCUCUGAAUUCCUUGGCUUCUCUCUAACUGAUGAACAAAUACGAGCUGUCUCAGACCAGAGCACCUUCCAAGCAAUGCGAGAAAAUUCUCAGGAGACACAUGGUGCUAUUGGCCCCUUCCUGUUCCGCAAAGGUGAAGUUGGUGAUUGGAAAAAUUUGUUUAAUGAAACUCAGAACCAGGAAAUGGAUGAAAGAUUCAAAGAGUGCUUAGCAGGUACUUCCCUCGGAGUCAAGCUGAAGUAUGAGUCACACUGCCUGGCUUGAUUCUGGCCAAGUUGGCAGGCCUACACAUUUUCUUUCCU